This is a messenger RNA of Neoarius graeffei (lesser salmon catfish), 2151 nucleotides long. RefSeq names its product medium-chain acyl-CoA ligase ACSF2, mitochondrial-like. Gene Ontology annotation, biological process: fatty acid metabolic process. The transcript is spliced from 16 exons. Lineage: Eukaryota; Metazoa; Chordata; Actinopteri; Siluriformes; Ariidae. Gene Ontology annotation, molecular function: medium-chain fatty acid-CoA ligase activity. The coding region runs from base 114 to 1913 and encodes 599 amino acids. The record is from RefSeq and is a predicted model, not a curated record.
GUGAACUGGGUGAGAAGGUAGCAGCUCACUUGUCACACAGCUCAAGUCGUUGUAAAGCUUCCAUUUCAUUGGAAAGUUGCCUGAAAACUACAAGCGGUUCCUAGUCAGUCCUUAUGACAAUGAAAUUGUUGAGACAGUUUGGAUUUUUCAGCGGACGAUUUAAAGAGCACUGGAAUCGCCAGAGUGGGAAAAUCACUCAGCAGCAGUGUGUAUGGGUUCAUGUGAACAGUCCUUCUGCUUUGAACAUCAGCUAUGUCCAAGGUCCUACUUCUGUGUCUCUCCUCUCUCUGACUGUUGGUCAAAGUUUACAAACAACAGUGAAUAAUUGGCCUGACAGAGAGGCCAUGGUCUUUGUUCAAGAUGGAGUUCGAAAAACAUUCUCUCAGUUUCAGCAUGAAGUGGAUCAUCUGGCUGCUGGUCUUCUUGCACUCGGUUUGCAAAAGGGCGACAGGCUCGGCAUCUGGGGACCAAACACUUAUGAAUGGAUUUUGUUCCAGUUUGCCACAGCAAAGGCUGGAAUUAUCAUGGUGUCUUUGAAUGCAGCUUACAAAGUCAGUGAGUUGGCAUUUGCCCUGAAAAAGGUGCAGUGUAAUGCAGUGGUGUGUCCUACUCAGUUCAAGAGCCAGAGAUUCUAUGAUAUUUUGAGACAGAUCUGCCCAGAACUCGACACUGCAGUAUCUGGUAGUAUUAGGAGUACAAGGUUGCCAGAUCUGCGGAAUGUAAUUGUGACGGACAGCAAGGAGUCUGGUACGUUGCAUAUAGAUGAUGUGAUGCAAGCUGCAGAGAGUCGGCACCACCAGCAGCUGGAUAGCUUACAGAAGAUUCUAAGGCCAGAAGACCCCAUCAACAUUCAGUUUACAUCGGGUACCACAGGGAACCCAAAAGGUGUCACUCUGUCCCACCACAACAUUGUAAACAAUGCGUAUUUCGUUGGGCUACGCCUGGGCUACAGCUGGAGAACAGAAGUGCGAAUUUGUGUUCCUGUGCCCUUGUAUCACUGCUUUGGGUCUGUUUUGGGUGGAAUGUGCAUGGCAGUACAUGGCAUCACACUGGUCUUUCCUUCAGCUGCAUAUGAUGGACAGGCAAAUGUGGAGGCUAUUCAGAAAGAGAAAUGCACAGUUAUCUAUGGUACCCCAACAAUGUAUAUUGACUUGCUGAAUCAAGGAAACACUGAGAACAAUAACUUGUCCUCACUUGAGACAGGGGUCAUGGGUGGAUCCUCGUGUCCCCCUGAAGUCAUUCGGAGAGUGAUACGUGACAUGAAGAUUAAGGAGAUAACGGUGGCUUAUGGAACUACAGAAAACAGUCCGAUCACAUUUCUGGGGUUUCCUUUGGACAGGCUGGAGCUUAAGACUGAUAGUGUUGGGUACAUCAUGGACCAUACUGAGGCUAAAGUUGUGGAGUCAUCGUCCGGACAACUGCUUCCUCUGGGCCAAUCUGGAGAGCUGCUCAUUCGAGGUUACUGUGUCAUGCAGGGCUACUGGGAUGAGCCUGACAAAACACAGGACAUCAUCUCAGAGGAUGGCUGGUACAAGACUGGUGAUAUUGCUACACUCAGUCAAUAUGGCUACUGUCGUAUCGAGGGACGCAUAAAGGACAUGAUUAACCGUGGUGGGGAAAAGAUCUUCCCUGCUGAGGUUGAACAGUUUCUUUACACACAUCCAAAAGUGAAAGAUGUUCAGGUGGUCGGUGUGAAAGACAGUAGGCUGGGGGAGCAGGUUUGUGCAUGCAUCAAGAUAGCAGAAGGUCAGCACUGCACCGUGGAGGAGAUCAAGGCUUACUGCAAAGGCCAGAUCUCCUACUACAAAAUCCCACAUUAUGUGAUGUUCGUUGAGGGCUAUGCACUUACUGCUUCAGGCAAAAUCCAGAAGAAUAAACUGCGCGCAGAAAUGGAGAACAGACUCGGACUGUGAUGCUGUCUCAACAGUACGUCUGAAGAAUACGGAUCUGUAGAAGCUAGUUGCAUAUUUUAGCAUGUUUGAGAUUAGACUUUUUAAAAUUAAUUCAAAUGGAUGAUCAAUCACAUUUAUAGUGACAUUUUAAACUUUAUUGGACAACCGUUUUAUAAUUAUAUUUUGAAUCACUAUACAAUAUGUAAAAUUCACUCUUCCUCUCAAAAACAUGCCAUAAGGAAUUUGAAAUAAAUUAAUG